AUGUCUGGAAGUAUUCCGUUCAUAUUAGAAGGCUCCUUUGUACAUCCUGGUAACCAGCCAGCAACAAAUCCAAUUAAUAAUUUCCAAUCAAAUCUCAAAACAAACAUUUUAGAUGAUAAUCUGACAUUUCAACAGUUACUUGAGCUUGUAAUGAAGGUUCAUGAAGAAAAGCAAACUGAUAUUUAUUGUACACCACGCCACGUUCUUCUUGUACCAAAGCAAAUCCCUCAAGACAGUGCGGAAAUAAUUCAGUUAUUCAAAUUAGUUCUCAGCCAGAUCUUCACACCCAAACAGGUUUACCAGAUUUCAUGUGGUAAUCUCAAAGAAGCUUUCGGUUCAAUGUCUGAAGCUUCAAAACAAAUUCUUGAAGGCGCUCUUGACCAUUUCCUCAAAAUGAAUACGAGUUCAAGGUUCUAUACGUCUCCUGAGAACAAAGAAAAGUUUGUUAACUUAGCAAUGAAGUUCUUUACUUCAACGGAUUCAAUAUAUUCAUUCGUUAUCCCUGUCCAACAUGAUUUUAACGGCCAAAAAGGCAAUUUCUUACUUGUUGCUCAGAAUAACACUGUCGUUUCAUUCCCAUCUGGUGAAGUUUCGACGUAUAAAGACAUGAAUGUUUCAAAUACAGUAAUAACGAUUACUCUUGAGAACGGCAAAUACAUAACCAUCCAGCAUAAAGCCUCGGUCCAGCUUUUAUACAACUUUAUUGAUAAAUCUGUAACGCCAACAAAAUUAAUCAUCAAUUCUCUUCAAGAAUUCCAAGAAAAGCUUAAUAUUCAAUCAGCCAAAGCUAUCGCAUACAUGGUUUCCCACUGCGAUACUUCUUUCAUCAAGCAUUUAUACACAAUUUUCCCAACUGAUCCAAACAAGCAAUUCCUCGAUGUUAUUACACUCUUCCAGAGCCAAGGUGCCAUCCUUCGUCUCCUUAAGUACCUUGCCUGCACAGAACUCCGUAGAACAGGAAAAUCAAAUGAAAUUUUCAGGCAAAACAACCAUUAUAUUCGCGGAAUCCUCUUCUACUUCAAGCACGUAAGUAAGAACUACUUCAGUGUUACAAUUCCAAAGCUUUUGAAGAUAAUAAAUUCCGCUCCAAACUGGUCCUACGACAAACCAACUGAGAAAGACCUCGAAACUGUCGAGAACCUUCUUGUAAGCGUCUGGGAUACCCUUACAGAGUCAAUUCCUCUUCUCCAACCCUCAAUUCGCAGAACUCUUCGUUCCCUUCGUAUUUUAUCAGAGCACGAGUUCUCAACACCCGAGAUGAACCACCGCUCGUGCUUUGCCCUCUUCAUGCUUCGCUUCUUGUUCAUUGAAAUGACAGAUCCAAAUCGCGAUGGCAUGGAUCCGAAGGUUUUGUCGAAAGUUCUGGUAUUCACGAAGCUCCUCGCCUUCGCCGGACAAAUGAUGCCAAUCACAGGAGACCACAACGGCGAACGCCAGAAAUACAACGCCGUAAUCGCAAAAACAAUUCCACACGGUGUAAAGUUCUACGAGAAACUGACCGAAAUGUGCGAAUUGGAGACACAAAAAGUGUCAGAUUCGGAAUUAAUUGCGGCCGCAGAAGGAUUCAGAGCUUUUAUACUCGAACAUGCACAAGAAUUGCAACAGGAAGCUGAAGGACCUCAUUUCUUCGAUGCUUACGCUUCAGAAGGUGUUGCUGAAUACUAUAUUUCACAUAAGAACUGA
Trichomonas vaginalis G3 is the source of this 1683-nucleotide messenger RNA. Its product is annotated as GTPase activation domain, GAP family. Bases 1 to 1683 code for a protein of 560 amino acids. The record is from RefSeq and is a predicted model, not a curated record. Lineage: Eukaryota; Parabasalia; Trichomonadida; Trichomonadidae. Gene Ontology annotation, biological process: regulation of GTPase activity. The transcript has a single exon.